Molecule: messenger RNA, 3007 nt
Organism: Ipomoea nil (Japanese morning glory)
Lineage: Eukaryota; Viridiplantae; Streptophyta; Magnoliopsida; Solanales; Convolvulaceae
Product: zinc finger CCCH domain-containing protein 55-like
Exons: 5
Coding region: 436-2823 (795 amino acids)
Molecular function (GO): metal ion binding
Source: RefSeq, a predicted model, not a curated record
ACUUUUUAUUUUAUUUUAUUUUUAUUUUUACUUUUGGGUCCUCUCGGAACAAAGAGGCUGCGAAGACAUUAGGCUCGGGUCGAUCUAUACCCAAUUAGAACUCCGACACUCUACUAUGAGAAAACCUUAAAGCAAAAUAUAGAAAGAAACACGAGGAAAACGAAGACGAAGAAGAAACAAACCCACAUCCUCGUCCCUGAUCUAUUUUGCCGUUAUCUCUCUGCCUCUCUAUAGCCAUCCUUCUCUCGCAUAGCUGCAGCCUGCAGCUGCGGAUCUUGAUCAAGACCCAAGGAAAUAAAGUGUGAAUCCGAAGUGUGAUUUUGUGUCUUCAACGUUAGCUGUUUGAACAACUUUGUGCCCACUGUGUGAAGCUGCGUAAUAUCAUACUGCACACGGGAAGAUAAUAUUGUUGACAUUAAUCAAUAAAGCGGUCCAAUGGGUGAGACUGUAAGAAAGCGCAAAAGUUUGUGGGAUGCAGAAGAAGAUACUUCUCUUCAUGUUGAGCCAAAUGAUAAAAAUGCAUGGUCUGGAAAGGGACAGUACCCUAGUUAUCAGGAAAACAGUGCUUCAAAAACUGAUUUCUUAUCACCACAAAAUGUUCCCCAGGAGAGUCAUAGGAGCAGCCAACAUGGGGAACGAGUUCCAGAAACUGAAGAAGCUGAUGGGAAAAAAGACUUAUAUAGAAGCAUGUCUCCAAGUUUUGAUGGACGGGGGAAGCAAAGGGGUUGCCGGUCCCCUGAUCACCGAUCAAGCCAAUCCCGCAGGCACCCUGCAAGAGACAGGAGCAGGAGCAGGGGAAGGGGAGAAGGCAGGAGCAGAAGUCCCAGUAGGAGAAGGGACCGAGCUAGGUAUCAGGUGCAGAAAAGGAGUGGAAGUAGAAGCAGGAGCAGGAGCAGGGAUAGGGGCAACAUGAAAGCCAGAAGCAGGAGUCGCAGUCCUUCCCAUAAUUAUAAAAGUGAUCCACAUGGAUGGGGUGAUAGACGGAAUGGGUCUCGAAUAUCAUCACAGACCUGUAGAGAUUUUGCCACUGGGAAGUGUAGAAAAGGUAGUGAGUGUAGGUUCCUUCAUCCAGAUAACUUAAAGAGUACAGAUGGAUUUCAGUUAGAGGAUGAAUUGGCUGAAACGUUGGGUAACAGGCUAGAGCAUGGACAUGUCUCAAGAUGUGCUAAUAGUGAAGGUCAUGAGAUCCGGGAUGAGCUUCCUGAUGCAUAUGAUAUAGAGCAUGAUCAAACUAGGAAACGGAACAGAGUUAUGAUCACUUGUAAGGAUUUCAUUAAAGGCAAGUGUCACUGGGGUGCAUCAUGUAAAUUCUUACAUGCUGGCGUUUCUGGUGAUAACUAUGAAAGAGGUGUUAAGAAUGCAUCUCUCAAUUAUGUUCAGGAGCGUGAAUCAACUAAAAGCACUAAACCGCUGUGCAAGUAUUUUGCAGCUGGGAAGUGCUUUCAUGAAAACUGCAAAUUCUCUCAUGAUGGUCCCACCCCUAGCUAUAUUGAAACUAGACCCUCUGACAAUAUAGGUGGGUGCAGAUUGGAUGGCAAGAAUAAACACCCGAGUGGCCCAAAUUGGGAUGAUGCACAAAGGGACUCAAACCUUUCCCAAAUUGGGAUACACCCAAAAAGAUUUAUGGCUUCCCCAAAUGGUAGAGACGCAAACACUUCUGGAUCUGUUCUGGAAAAAUUAACAGACAGUGAGGAACAGACGGAUGGAAGUUCUCAUGUUUAUGAACAGGGUAAAACACAAGAAGCUUCAGGCGUUAAUCUUUCCAACACAGUCAUGAAACCUGAAAUGUCUUCGAAUUCUUUUGUUAUGCCAUAUACUUCUGAGGACAAGGGUAAAUUUGGGCCUAAUGCACUACACGAAGUGAAAAACUCCAGGAACAGUGUUCAUCCGGUUUUAUUGCCUGGACAAAGCUACCAAGUUGGUGAAAAUAUGAUUGUAAGCUCUGAACCUUCUUUCUUCACCAGCUCGAAUCAGAGUAGACCGAGAAAUCAGAAAGAAGCUGCCAGUUCAACAGAUACACCAAGUAUGGAAUUCCCUCAUAAUCUUUCCACUGCCGCACUUGUCAAGCUUGCAUCUCAAAUGAAAAACUCUUCCACUUCUUCCAUGUUUAAAUUUGAAAAUGAGUCUGCAAAAUCUGAACUACAUUCAGAGGUGGUACCAUCUGAUCCCAGUUCUGCACUUCCCAUGUUCAGUGCAAAGCCUAAUCCAGAUCGAUAUCAUGCCCCUGGUGAUAGUGUUGAGUUGUGUACAUCUGGAAACUUUAUGAUGCCUCUUGUCAAUGCACCCCGUUUGGAUGAGCAGAAAACUAAGGUUCCUCUAGAAAAAUUGAAUUUAUCUGCUGUGAAUCCUGGAGCUGGAGAAAAAAAUGAAGUUGGUGGUUCAGGUGUGAUGUGCAAUAAAGAUCCACUGUUGAAGCAACGGGAGAUUUGUACAGAUUUGGAAGUCAAUGGAAACAACAAAAUAGUUGCCAACAAAUGUGAUGAUGGCCAAGAAAAUAAGCAUUCGGACAAUGUGGAAGUCCAUGGGAAGGCUGAAGAGGUAGGCGGUAAUAAAGAUGAUAAAGCAAUUCGAUUGUUCAAGAAUGCUCUUAUAGAGUUUGUUAAAGAGAUCCUAAAGCCCACUUGGAAAGAAGGCCGAAUGAGCAGAGAAGUACACAAGACUAUUGUUAAGAAGGUGGUGGAUAAAGUCACGAGUACAAUCCAAGGAGAGCACAUCCCAAAGACGCAAGAGAAAAUAGAGCAAUAUCUGUCCUAUUCUAAACCCAAACUCUCCAAACUUGUACAGGCAUAUGUUGAGCGAUGUCUGAAGGCACCCGAUGCCUGAAACUCCCUAUUUGGUCUGUGCAUUUCAUAUCUAUUUUGAAUAUUUCACCUAAGUUGGAACUGUGAAAAUUGAAGUUUAUCGCACCCUUGGGGUGGAGUUAGCCUGAAGUUCCCGGAUACUUUUGUAUAUAUAUAUUGAUAUAUUCCUUUUGUCUUUUUAGUUAAAAUCCUUGUGGUUUAACCUU